Messenger RNA from Sorex fumeus (smoky shrew), 1436 nucleotides. It is a transcript of the gene LMO4, whose product is annotated as LIM domain only 4. NCBI's taxonomy places the organism in Eukaryota, Metazoa, Chordata, Mammalia, Eulipotyphla, Soricidae. The transcript has 5 exons. The coding region runs from base 156 to 653 and encodes 165 amino acids. The record is from RefSeq and is a predicted model, not a curated record.
GGCGCGGAGGCGGCGCCGCCGCGAGGGGUGGAGCGCGCCGCCGAGCCUCGCUCUCGGAGUUUUGACAGUCCCUGAGCUGAAAUUGUCAGCCGCCGCGGCGAGCGCUGGAAAGUUGAGAGGAGCUCGUGGCCCCAGAACAAAGCUUGAGAAAAACCAUGGUGAACCCGGGCAGCAGCUCGCAGCCGCCCCCGGUGACGGCCGGCUCCCUCUCCUGGAAGCGCUGUGCAGGCUGCGGGGGCAAGAUUGCGGACCGCUUUCUGCUCUAUGCUAUGGACAGCUACUGGCACAGCCGCUGCCUCAAGUGCUCCUGCUGCCAGGCGCAACUGGGCGACAUCGGCACGUCCUGCUACACCAAGAGCGGCAUGAUCCUUUGCAGAAACGACUACAUUAGGUUAUUUGGGAAUAGCGGUGCUUGCAGCGCUUGUGGACAGUCCAUUCCUGCAAGCGAACUCGUCAUGAGAGCCCAAGGCAAUGUUUAUCAUCUUAAGUGUUUUACAUGCUCUACCUGCCGGAAUCGCCUGGUCCCCGGAGAUCGGUUUCACUACAUCAAUGGCAGUUUAUUUUGUGAACAUGAUAGACCUACAGCUCUCAUCAAUGGCCAUUUGAAUUCACUUCAGAGCAAUCCACUACUGCCAGACCAGAAGGUCUGCUAAAAGGUCAGAGUAAUGCAGAAUGCGUGCCUUCAUCUCAGAUUUUGUUCAUCACAGGUGGAUCCCAUGUGUCUUCAGUAGACAAGUCACCUUUGUAGCUAGCACCAGUGCCAGCUCCAUGCCAUUGCACCUUCUUUAGUCUUGAUUGCCCUUCCCGCAUUUAUUGGUGUAUUAAAAUGACUGAAUAUGAACAUUAAGGACUCCAUGAACCUGGGCUAAUGGGAGACUGUAGAGAAAAUGAAAAAAGAUCCACCGGAGGACAUCUUUGGGGGGGAGGGAGAUUGGGAGGAGGGAAAUGACUAAUGAAGCUAAUUAAAAGAAGCAUUCAAAUCUGCUUUCUACCCUCAUUAACAAUUAGCAGGGCACUGGCCAGACUUUGUACCCUGUGUUUUACCUUAACAACAUUCUCUUUGCUCUUUGUAUAUUUAAGUGUUGUAAGGAAAUGUGUUUCAAUCAAACCCAAACAUGAGAUAAAGGAAAGAAAUGUGGCUUUUGUGAUGCUCUAUCACAAACACUUUUAUUGUAUCUCUGUAAAAUACAAUGUAUGUAUGCAUGUAUGUGUUUUUGUCCUAAUGUUGCUACUUCCAUGGCAAAGAAAAAAAAGAAUGAAAAAAAAAAAAGAAAAAAAUUUGGAAAAAAAGGCUCAUAGCAGCUGCUGUGUAGAAAUUUCCCCCUACUUCUAAUUUGCUGAAUGAAGAAAAAAAAAUCUUUUAUUUGUGAUAUUUUCAGAGACAUUUGCUCUAGUAUGGUGUAUUUAAAUAAUAAAAACUUAAAAGAAAAAUAAUC